CCCAUCGCUCUCUCUCUCUCUCUGAUUGGAAGAAGAAGGCCGAGAAACCCUUCUCUCUCUCAAUCUCUCCCUCUCUUCCUCCAAUUCGGUUUCCCCAUGGCUUCUGUCAACCAAGACAACAUCCCAGGGGCCACCGGCACCGCUCCGGCCAAGAAAUCUCAGCCGCCGGCCAAAGCCGCCGACUCUCAAUCGGUUCUCAAGAGGCUUCAAUCGGAAUUAAUGGCGCUCAUGAUGGGUGGAGAUUCGGGGAUCUCUGCGUUUCCGGAAGAAGACAACAUAUUCUGCUGGAAAGGGACAAUCAACGGAAGCAAGGAUACGGUUUUCGAAGGGACUCAGUACAAAUUAACGCUGUCGUUCCCGAAUGACUAUCCCUUUAAGCCUCCCAAGGUCAAGUUUGAGACCUUCUGCUUUCACCCCAAUGUCGAUGUCCGCGGACAUAUUUGCUUGGACAUUCUUCAGGAUAAAUGGUCUUCGGCUUAUGAUGUGAGAACCAUCCUCUUAUCGAUCCAGAGUCUUCUCGGAGAACCAAACACAAGCUCACCUCUGAACCCCCAAGCAGCACAACUGUGGAGCAAUCAAGAAGAUUAUAGGAAGAUGGUGGAGAAGUUGUACAAGGCUCCAAAUGCUUAAUUGAGAUGCAAGGAAACUUCUUUACGUUUAUCUCAUUGUUGUUCCUUUCUCUUUACAAAUGAGAAAUUUCAAGGACCUUGUUAUUAAAAGGUGUAGACAUGAAUUCAUAGUUGGAUUUCUACCUCU
This is a messenger RNA of Argentina anserina (silverweed cinquefoil), 756 nucleotides long. Its product is annotated as ubiquitin-conjugating enzyme E2 20-like. NCBI's taxonomy places the organism in Eukaryota, Viridiplantae, Streptophyta, Magnoliopsida, Rosales, Rosaceae. The transcript has 6 exons. The record is from RefSeq and is a predicted model, not a curated record. The coding region runs from base 97 to 630 and encodes 177 amino acids.